UCGUGUUGGAUUACAUUAUGGCCUACAAUCGACCGUGCACAUGUAUACAGUCUACAGAUCAAUAGUUUUUGAUUGCAGGAAUUAAAGUUAGAAGCUGAGAAGAGAGGAGAAGGAAUUUCUGUUUUAAAUUUGAUUCGCCAGAUGGCAGAACAAUCAAGAAUGGCGGCGCCCAGUGAUUAUGAACAGAAACCUCAAAUCCGGUUAUCAAUACCGUUUGCAACGGAAAAGGAAGCUGAAAUCGCUUACAAUUCAUUGAGUGUUGACGCAGAGCUGAAGAGAAGCCAGUGCCGGAGAGUAAUAACAGUUGAAAAGAGCGCUUUAGUGGUAGUGAUCACAGCACCCGAUGCACGAGCAUUGCGGACCAGCUGUAACGCGUUCAUGGACCAUGUCAUACUAGUAACAGAAACCAUCACUAGAUUCGGUCCGCCGUUAGAGAAAAAGCAGAAGUUGCAAACGAGCGAGGAAACCACUGUGAGCUGAUGAGCGCCAUGUUAACGUAGCGACGUUGUUGUAGAAUGACGUGAUAUCCCGGUCACAACGACGGCAAGAUCGGUUUUGUGUUGUGGUGGAGUACGUGGUCAAACUCGGAUUACGAUGAUUCACAUAUGCACUGGAGAAACGUAGCGGACAUUUGCAACGUACAUUUUAUUAUCUUCAGUUACGUUAUGCUCACUAUUGUGUAAAUGCAUUUUUGUAUUGCAGCACAACAACCUAUACGGUAGCACAUCUUUACGUGUAGCUUAUGUAUGUAUACACUUAUGUAUGCGUUCAUAGCACUUUAUAUGAUCACAUUAUCAUGUCUACUAUCAUCAAUUGCCUAAAAUAAACUCCCGUUGUUAGUAGUUA
Priapulus caudatus is the source of this 846-nucleotide messenger RNA. RefSeq names its product EKC/KEOPS complex subunit LAGE3-like. The record is from RefSeq and is a predicted model, not a curated record. The transcript is spliced from 4 exons. NCBI's taxonomy places the organism in Eukaryota, Metazoa, Priapulida, Priapulimorpha, Priapulimorphida, Priapulidae. Gene Ontology annotation, cellular component: EKC/KEOPS complex. The coding region runs from base 142 to 480 and encodes 112 amino acids.